AUGGCAGGAAUGUUUCUGUUGGCUCCGGUCCAACGGAGGGGGGGGGUCUAUGGACCACAGAGGGGAGGGGGGGGUCUGUGGACCACAGAGGGAGGGGGGGGUGGUCGUGGACCACAGAGGGAGGGGGGGGUCUGUGGACCACAGAGGGAGGGGGGGUCUGUGGACCACAGAGGGAGGGGGGGGUCGUGGACCACAGAGGGAGGGGGGGGUCUGUGGACCACAGAGGGAGGGGGGGUCUGUGGACCACAGAGGGAGGGGGGGUUGUGGACCACAGAGGGAUGGGGGGGUCGGGUCUAUGGACCACAGAGGGAGGGGGGAGGGGGGCUGUGGACCACAGAGGGAGGGGGGGUCUGUGGACUAAGGGGGGGGGGGGGGGGGGGGUCUGUGGACCACCGAGGGAGGGGGGGGGGGUCGGGUCUAUGGACCCAGAGGGAGGGAGGGGGGUCUGUGGACCACAGAGGGAGGGGGGGGUCUAUGGACCACAGAGGGGGGGGGAUCUGUGGACCACAGAGGGAGGGGGGGGUCUAUGGACCACAGAGGGAGGGGGGGUCUGUGGACCACAGAGGGAGGGGGGGGUCUAUGGAACCCCCCAGAGGGAGGGGGGGGUACUGUGGACACAGGAGGGAGGGGGGGUCUAUGGACCACAGAGGGUGGAGGGGGCUGUGGACCACAGAGGGUGGGGGGGAGGGUGGGGGGGGGGGGGUCUGUGGACUACAGGGGUGGGGGGGUCUGUGGACCACGAGGGAGGGGGGGGGUCUAUGGACCACAGAGGGAGGGGGGGUGGGUCUGUGGACCACAGAGGGAGGGGGGGUCUAUGGACCACAGAGGGAGGGGGGGGUCUGUGGACCACAGAGGGAGGGGGGGGGAUCUAUGGACCACAGAGGGAGGGGGGGGUCGGUGGACCACAGAGGGAGGGGGGGUCGGUGGACCACAGAGGGAGGGGGGGUCGGUGGACCACAGAGGGAGGGGGGGGUCGUGGACCACAGAGGGAGGGGGGGUCUGUGGACCACAGGAGGGAGGGGGGGGGUCGUGGACCACAGAGGGAGGGGGGGUCUGUGGACCACAGAGGGAGGGGGGGGGUCGGUGGACCCACAAGAGGAGGGGGGGGGUCUGUGGACCACAGAGGGAGGGGGGGGGUCUGUGGACCUACAGAGGGAGGGGGGGUCCUAUGGACCACAGAGGGAGGGGGGAUCUAUGGACCACAGAGGGAGGGGGGGGUCUAUGGACCACAGAGGGAGGGGGGUCUGUGGACCACAGAGGGAGGGGGGAUCUAUGGACCACAGAGGGAGGGGGGGUCUGUGGACCACAGAGGGAGGGAGGAUCUAUCGACCACAGAGGGAGGGGGGGUCUGUGGACCCCAGAGGGAGGGGGGGGUCUGAUGGACCUCAGAGGGAGGGGGGGGGGCUUGUGGACAACAGAGGGGAGGGGGGCGUCUUGGGGACAACAGGGGGGUAG
Knipowitschia caucasica is the source of this 1455-nucleotide messenger RNA. The record is from the annotation of a GenBank genome assembly. Lineage: Eukaryota; Metazoa; Chordata; Actinopteri; Gobiiformes; Gobiidae.